This is a messenger RNA of Cornus florida, 870 nucleotides long. Its product is annotated as UPF0481 protein At3g47200-like. The record is from RefSeq and is a predicted model, not a curated record. The transcript is spliced from 2 exons. Bases 1 to 870 code for a protein of 289 amino acids. Lineage: Eukaryota; Viridiplantae; Streptophyta; Magnoliopsida; Cornales; Cornaceae.
AUGUUAGAAGUGGUGAGCGAUGCUAGAAACUGCUACCUUGAGGGCUCAACAGACGCCUAUGACGACGUAACAUUCGCCUGUAUGAUGCUGCUUGAUGGUUGUUUUCUCCUGAUCUUCAUGAGUAGAUCCACUUUCACCAGGGAUGUGAUUAAUCAUGUAGGCGUUGCUGGUUAUCGUGGGAUAAUUGCGGACAUCAGUCUGCUCGAAAACCAACUUCCUUUCCUAGCUCUCCAGGCCUUGAUUAGCAGUACCGGUUCUCCAGUAGGCAAAUUGGAGGAAUGGAUCGAAAAUGUCAUGACUUCAACGUACAUAGAUACCAAUGCAACGUGGACCAAACGAACUAUUAAGCAUGAGAAAGAACAACCCCUUCAUUUACUAGAUCUUUUAAGGAGAAGAUUUAUCGUCCAGUACACUCCAGCCAAUGAAAAAGUUAGCAGCAGCGGCAAAAUAUACCAAGAUGAUGGUCCUUACUUCACUUUCACUUCUCGGUUUGGCUACGGACUGCUCACACUUCCUCAACUCACAUUUGAUUGGGGAACAAAAUACUGCCUUCUAAACAUGAUGGCUUAUGAGUUGUCUACCUUGUCUGCAGAUGAGGAAACGGAUGUAUGCAAUUACAUCUAUUUUAUGAAUUCACUCAUAAAUGGAGCUGAAGAUGUGAUCGAGCUGCGAACACAUAACAUCAUUCAUAACUUCUACGGCACUGAUGAAGACGUGGCAAAAGCAUUCAACUCCCUGGCAAUAGGGGGUAAAUAUCAUUCCUUCAAUGGACCUAUCAAAGAUGUUAGUGAUGGAAUACAAAAGCAUUACAAUAGCAGGAUGAAGACUUCGACGGCUCAACUAUGGAACAACAAUUUUAGCAAUCCCUAG